AUCGCCGGCCGGCACCGAGGUAAAGUCAGGAGAAAAUUCUUCACGAGCCUCACUCCUGUGUCGAACAGUGGACGUCGAGGUGCCCGGUUCUAGUCUGUGAUAUUUAUUCCGUAACUCCGUAACUCCGCAAACAUGUGCGACGACGAGGUUGCCGCUCUGGUGGUCGACAAUGGCUCCGGCAUGUGCAAGGCCGGCUUCGCCGGAGACGACGCGCCCCGUGCCGUCUUCCCCUCCAUCGUCGGCCGUCCCCGUCACCAGGGCGUGAUGGUCGGCAUGGGACAGAAGGACUCGUACGUCGGCGACGAGGCCCAGUCGAAGCGAGGCAUCCUGACUCUCAAAUACCCGAUCGAGCACGGCAUCGUCACCAACUGGGACGACAUGGAGAAGAUCUGGCACCACACGUUCUACAACGAGCUGCGUGUGGCGCCCGAGGAGCACCCGGUGCUGCUGACGGAGGCUCCCCUGAACCCGAAGGCCAACCGCGAGAAGAUGACCCAGAUCAUGUUCGAGACGUUCAACACCCCCGCCAUGUACGUGGCCAUCCAGGCGGUGCUCUCGCUGUACGCCUCUGGCCGCACCACCGGCAUCGUGCUCGACUCUGGCGACGGCGUGUCCCACACCGUGCCCAUCUACGAAGGUUAUGCGCUGCCCCACGCCAUCCUGCGUCUGGACCUGGCCGGCCGUGACCUGACCGACUACCUGAUGAAGAUCCUGACGGAGCGCGGCUACAGCUUCACCACCACCGCCGAGCGGGAAAUCGUGCGCGACAUCAAGGAGAAGCUGUGCUAUGUGGCGCUGGACUUCGAGCAGGAGAUGGCGACGGCGGCCAGCUCGAGCAGCCUGGAGAAGAGCUACGAGCUUCCCGACGGCCAGGUGAUCACCAUCGGCAACGAGCGCUUCCGCUGCCCGGAGGCCCUGUUCCAGCCGUCGUUCCUGGGCAUGGAGUCGUGCGGCAUCCACGAGACGACGUACAACAGCAUCAUGAAGUGCGACGUGGACAUCAGGAAGGACCUGUACGCCAACACGGUGCUGUCUGGAGGCAGCACGAUGUACCCGGGCAUCGCCGACCGCAUGCAGAAGGAGAUCACGGCGCUGGCUCCGAGCACGAUGAAGAUCAAGAUCAUCGCGCCGCCGGAGAGGAAGUACUCUGUCUGGAUCGGCGGCUCCAUCCUGGCCUCGCUGUCGACCUUCCAGCAGAUGUGGAUCUCCAAGCAGGAGUACGAUGAGUCUGGCCCCUCCAUCGUCCAUCGCAAGUGCUUCUAAGCGCUAUGUUUCCGGUGUGAUUGAGAUGCUUGUGGAUGACUCUUUAUUUGUAUCAUGAGAAGGUGUAUUUUCCGUUACAUCCAGUGAUGUUCCAGUGAGCAUUCCGAUUGCAAGUGAGAGCAUUCCGACUCGAUGGGGCCUAUUGAACUGCUUUGCCGACAUGGGGCUCUAGGAGGCCGUUUGACUGUGUUAUUUAUGUUGUAAAUGCCUUACUUCAGAUCUUGUUCCAGCUUUUGACUAGCCUAGGAUCUGGACUUUGCAUGCCACUGACGGGCGAGACGGCGGUCUCGAGCCAUAUUCGUUUCCAUCGAUUCCGCUGGUCAAAUGUCAGGUGUAACGCCGCACGAGCCUGCCGAUGAUUGGUAGGACCAAAUACAGUCUUUGUAAUACAAAUGGUAAACCGCUUGA
Molecule: messenger RNA, 1671 nt
Organism: Pollicipes pollicipes
Lineage: Eukaryota; Metazoa; Arthropoda; Thecostraca; Pollicipedomorpha; Pollicipedidae
Product: actin, clone 403
Exons: 3
Coding region: 133-1263 (376 amino acids)
Source: RefSeq, a predicted model, not a curated record